ACCUGGGUGGGCUCAGGGGGCAGCUGGGACCCCCCCCCCCCGUUCUCCCUCCGACGGGCUGGCCCGGGCUAGAGCCGUGGGGGCCCGGGGCUGCUGGUCUAAGCCGGGGAGCAGCGGAGUUGCCCCUGAAGCCCCGCCGCCCCUCUUUCCACUCACGUCUGGCUUUUGUGUCAGAAAUAGCCGGCCACUCGCUUCUGCAGGACCCCAGCAGGCAGUGCCGGGGCAGCCGGGUCCCUGUGCCCUUCCCCGCUGCCCCCCCGCAGGAGUCGCCAUCGCACGCCGGCCGGAGCAAGCGGGAGCCUCAGUUGCCUGAGGAAUCAGCGGCUGGAAACCGGGCAAAAGGAGGAAGAAGGCCGAAGGGUCUGAGAUGGAGGAGCCGCUCUGCUGCUGCGAGUACAUUGACCGGAGGGGGGAGAAGAACCAUCUAGUGGCCUGUUGCUGUGACUGCGAGGACCUCGAUGAGGGCUGUGAAAGGUGGCUGACGUGCAGAUCUUUGCCCCCGGGGACUUUAGAGAGAAUUGCAGACACCAUCUUGGAUCGCUUCCGCAUCCCCUGGCUUAAGGGGGCCAUAAAGAUCAAUAUCAGCCUGCUCCCACCACUCGUCCUGCUGCCAGUCUUCCUCCACGUAGCAGCUCUGCACUUCCUGUUGGCACUUGUUAUCCUGACAUCCCUUCCUGUGGUGGUGCUGUGGUACUACUACCUCACACACAGAAGAAAGGGACGGACUCUCUUCUUUUUGAGCCUGGGGCUGUUCUCUCUGGGGUACAUGUAUUAUGUGUUCCUCCGGGAAGUGGUUCCCCGAGGCCAUGUGGGGCAAACUCAGGUGGUUAUUCUCACCUGUGGGCUAAUUCUCCUGCUUGUGGCCCUGUCUCAAGCCAAGAGAGACCCUGGCUACCUUACCAGCCAAAUGAGCAAUGACAAAUCACCAUGCCAAGGCAGCAAUGACUUGCCAAAUAGGAAAAUCCUGGGGAGUUCCAAUGGGCUUCACGGAGCAGCUGUGUCUGGCAUUGCCAGCUGUCAUGCUAAGAACAGUGAUGCCAAGGGCUAUUCUAGAAUGUUGGCCGAGGGACUAGACAGAGCAAAGGAGGACUGGUGCACCAAAUGUCAGCUGAUUAGGCCACCUCGGGCUGGACAUUGCCGGUUGUGUGGCAUAUGUGUAAGGAGACUGGACCAUCACUGUGUCUGGAUUAACAGCUGCGUAGGGGAGUGGAACCACCGAGCCUUUAUCCUUGUGCUAUCACUCUUCCUGCUCACCUCCAUUUAUGGAAUUACACUGACCCUGGACACCAUCUGUAGGGGCCAAAAUAUGUUCAUAGCGCUGUUCUACUGCCCAGGGACCUAUGCAGACUACAGCUCCGCUCUGUCAUUCACGUGUGUGUGGUACUGUGCCAUUGUAACGGCCGGGAUGGGCUACAUCCUCCUCAUCCAGCUAUUGAACAUCAGCUACAACGUGACCGAGAGGGAAGCUCGGCUGGCUCUGCGGGAGGACACCGGGCGCAGGCUUCUGGGCGGGAUUGUGGUAGACACGGGCAAGUAUAACCAGGGCUUCCUGUACAACUGGGGCCAGUUUUUGACCCUGGGGUCACCCACUCCUCAGCACUCUGCUGAAGACAUUGUGUGAAAUCCCUUUCCCACUGAUCGCAGUGACAUUCUGUGGAGGUGAAUGGCUCCUUCCACAGGGAUCCCACUGCCAUUCCCUACGAACUUGGAGGCUGUGCCCAUCUCAUCAUCGGUGUCUGAAGAGGCAUUAAAGGACAGAUAGCUCUUGUACACCAAAGGCCAAAAGUAGGGUGCAGAAUGAAUUAAGCCAUAUGCACCAACCAGGAGAGAUGAAAUCACACUCCUACCCCACCUGUCUCCACACAAAGAAAUUAUGCACAGUUCAGGAAGAUUAACAACACAAGACUUUGAGAACAUGGAUGCUCCAUGUCUAGAUUUCAGAGCCAAGAUAAUCAAAUGCCAGGCUUCAGGCCUCAGCUGGACACUGCAGGGUUCAGGACAGACUUCCCUCUCUUAUCCAUGUGCAGCAUUUCACAGAUGAUGUGAUGCCUUGUGCUGAUGAGGCGAACUAUAAUGUGUACCAAGAGCAAGCCAUUCCAAGAGACAGGAUCGCAAUCAUAAAGGAUUAAGCGGAAGAUAUUUAAAAGGGGCUUUGUCUUGUGGUAGCUUUAAGAACUAACUAGGACCACUCUUCUCUCUUGUGGGCAUAUUUUUCAAUCUUCCAUUCCAACCUAUCCAUAAAGCUGCAUCAGCUAUUAGUGCUUCUCUUAAGUGCCUUUGUGAGCAGUACAGCUAUAGGGCUGUUUGAGGUCCUGUCCUCUCUUAGCCGCCCCCAAAGGGGCUAUUCCAUCUGUGUGUGAGCGGAGGACUGAUCCCUCCUGUGCCAGUGAUUUCUUUCCUCUGCUUCUCUGAGUUGAUCCAAGAGCUUGACUCCCUUGAAAUAUUUUUGUUCCAUUAGCAAUUGCUAGCACCACACAGCUGGUAAAUAUUUUUCAAGUAAGAAAGCUUUAAGUUCCCAAGUAGCUGUUACUCAUUCUGGGGCAGUGGCCCAGGUGGGAAGUAAAUAGACCUUUGUCUGAUGCUGCUACUGGCUUGUGAUUUCCCCCCCUCCCUGUGAUGAGAGAGGAAUAAUAGUACUCCUGGGAGAUGGCUCACAGCUGAAGUACAGCUGCCCAGAUCUCUGUCCCCCAAUCAUUGAGAAUGUGCUCUACCCCCAGUAGACCUGCUUCUCAAAGGAACUGGAAAGGCAAGAUUUAACUCGGAGGUCUGGGGAUGAGGGGAGGGUUUGUUGGGCCUCACAGAAGACUGCUAAAUGAAAAUGUUGGUUGCAAUGUUGUAUAGUCAGGAUAUUAGAGAGACGAGGUGAGUGGGGUAAUAUCUUGUAUUGGACCAUCUUCUCUUUGGUGAGAGAGAGAAGCUUUCAGGCUCGCGUGAUCUGAAGAAGAGCUCUGUGUAAGCCCAAAACCAUGUCUCUUUCACCAACAGACGUUGAUCCAAUGAAAAAUAUUACCUCCCUCACCGUGUCUCUCAAGUGAAAUGGUUGGCGGGGGUUACAGCGGGGUUGCUAGAGGCCUGUGAGGACUGAGUGCACCUGCCUCUCAACCACACCUACCUGGGCUCCAGUUUUAGCUGAAAUCACAAGGGAUGUCAUUUGCAGAUCUUAUGUCUAUCCCUGUUUGUGCACAUUGUAAACACCACUGUAAUUUGAUAUGCCUGGCUAGACAAGCCCUGGGCUCAGAGAGCAUUGGAGUAUUGUAGAUCCAGACUGAGAUGCACCGGCAGAGAUGAGAGGAAUCUCACUGUAAUUAUUAAUAUGUGUCCACUCCACAAAAACAACAAUCAAUGAGUAGCCCCCUUGGUGGCAGACAGACCAAGGACUGAUUGGAGACUUGAACUCCCCUCUCCUUGCUUAGAGGUCAACUCUUUAGGGCAGGGUUGAUAAAGUGUAUUACCAAAGGGUGUGUGUGGGGUGGGGGAGGAGAGAGCAAAAAGGCAAGCUUCCCCUCCCCGUCUUACUGUACAUUCAGCCCCCAAUCUGCUAGUCUGGCACCUGUCACCAUCACCGCUCAAGAUACAAUGCCCAAGUUCAAGUCAAUAUGCCCCUCUUUACACUGUUCUGUUGCUUGCUAAAGUGGUAUAUGCAACUUCUGUGCCCUACAGCAUAAUUAAUGAGCCUUAGGAACUGCUGUGCUUGGAGCCCAGUGACAUGGAAAGAGCUGCUGACUUGUGCAGUCCCCUUUUUGUGAUCACUUUAAAGGGGAGAAACCUCUGUCUCCAGUCAGAGGGAAGGAAAGAAGAAAAUCAAGAGAUGUGGAGACCUCUGGCCCUUUAUUAUCCCCAUUUCAAUGAGAAAGCAGUCACAUGGAUCACACUGCUCGUCCACUGGCAUGAUUAGUUUCUAAGGUGCCACAAGUACUCCUUUUCUUUUUGCGAAUACAGACUAACACGGCUGUUACUCUGAAACCUGGCAUGAUUAUGAUGAUCUCACUUCUCCUGGGACUGGAGUUAUGUUCAUAUCAAGAGCUUGCCUUAAUGCUACUUAACUGCAAAUGUGUCUGUAGCAGAAAUACAUUUAGUGGGGCUGUGGGGAGCCUAGAUGGAAGAGUUCUGCCUCAUACAGUGAUCUCUCUCAAACCUCUGUCCUGUUGGGAACUUGGAAAGGUUGAGAUAAUGUUGCCUUCUGGGCAGAAAAAAGCCACUAGAGGGCAUGUGGUGUAGAGCACAGAACUAGGAGCUAGGACCUUGGGCAAGUCACCUAACCUUUCUAUGCUUGUUAACCCCUCUGUGAAGGGGGAAUAAAACUCUGAACUGGUGUGUUUACCAGUGCCAUCUAGUGGGUGGAAUUGGAGCUGCUCAACUGUGUGUCAGGCCCAAACAGCUUCAAGUGGUUAGAGGCCUGUGUUUUUGCUGCAGGAGGAUCUGAAUUUUAUUCCUACUGCAUGGGAAGUUCUAAGUGGCCAUAGAAUGCACUCUGGUGGCAAAUGCACUGUCUUAAAUGGCCACCUUCUUGUUUACAGUCCUAGCCUUCCUGAGAGAGGAUUACCUCAUGAAUGUCUUUGGAGAGGGAAAGCACAAUGUUGACUUUUUGCUCUGUUUGUACAGUGCCUGGCACAAUGGGGUUCUGGUCUAUGAUUGGGGCUCCUAGGCACUAUAGUGAUAUAAAUACUAAUAUCGGGAAGUAAUGCUGUUCUGUCCUUUUCAUGGUAAGAGCUUCAGAUUUACUCUGUUUUGGGGUUUGGAGCUUCCUUUGAGUACCUACAGUGCAGCAGAAAGUCCAAGAAGGGCAAUGCCCCCCUUUUCAUUUCUAUUGAGGGUGGAUUAUCUCACAUUCUUUGCUUUGCCCACCCUUAGUCCAAUGACACAAGGUUAAACUUCCAGCCAAAUGUUAAAAUCCACCACAGUAGUGGACAUAAAGAGAGAGUCUUGGGGCUGUGAAAAAGGGAUAGAGAUGCAGUUCGUGCAAUAAAGGAAGGCAGGCUGGUGAGGGAUAGAUGGGGAGCACACUGCAUUUGACAGAUGAGCUGCAGGUUGGGCACCCAGCUGGAUCCAACAGAUACUUAAAUCUAAGCUCCUUGGGGCAGGGAGCAGUCACUUACUUGUCUGUAAAUAGUCAUGCAUGCUCAUAACAAUCACAAAAUCAUUACCAUUCUGGCCCUUUAAAGGCUCUCCUGAGCUGCAGAAGAGGAGUGUCUAGAGCUGGUAAAAGUCUGGGGACUCUAGCAAAUUUUUAAAUUGUUUUUCCUGGUUUUCUGCCUCAACAUUUUGAAAUGUAAAAAGAUUUAUCCCGUUUUGGUAGCAUCCUUCUUAGAGACUUUCAGUGCUAUUCAGUGGGAUUCACUUUACACACCAGGAAGAAUUUUAAAGGACUAGGACUGUCAUAAUACUACUAAAAUUGCACAGAUACUAGCAUCCUGGUUGGUGAAUUUUAGUGAAAGCGUUAAAUGCAUGAUACGAGCGAUAACUUGGCACUCUGCCAUAACUGCCUCUUCUCAAUUUUGCAUUCGUGCUCUGGUAGAUGAGUGACCUUUUUUUGAAGACCAUUUCUUGACUUUCACCUUUACCCAAAUGACUGAAGUCCCUGCUAACCAAGAAAUGCCAGAGAUUCCAAUCCUAUUUCAGACUCCAGGCUGUAAUGGUGCUUUCCCCCUUCGAAACAGACUGCUUCGAGUGUCUUAAAAAAAAUCAUGCGCUUUAAAGGUUUCUUCUCUAGACAAACGAAUUCUGCCUAGUGUCUUAAUAAUCACAUGUGCUAUGGCUUCCUUCCCUGUGUAAAUGCAUAUUGCCUCAUUAGAGCAGGAUUGUGUGUGUGUGAUUAUGGAUGUAUUUUCCCUAUCUCUGCUAUGUUUUCAAUGGAGGCACCGGCAAGGAUGUUUGUCAAAUGAAAACCCUGCAAGGGACGAGGUGAGAUCCUUCCUGAAAUCAGGAAUCUGACUUCCCAAGAGUUUACGUCAUUAGGGAAAUGGUUUUAAUGAUAAAAUGAAAAAUAGUGUCUGAAAGAAGAAUUGCUUCUAACCUGGUUGUUUUUUCGUAAAUGACAGGAGGAACCCUAAAUAUAAAAUGCUGUUGUGUGAGCUUUAUUAAAAGGAUUGUGUUGGGUGGCCACUUUGUAACAUGCCCAGUGUUUUCAGAGGGGUGUAGUUAUGAGUUCAAAUAAAUAAAAACUAUCUUUAGA
Messenger RNA from Caretta caretta (loggerhead turtle), 6172 nucleotides. RefSeq names its product zDHHC palmitoyltransferase 23 (gene ZDHHC23). Gene Ontology annotation, cellular component: endoplasmic reticulum; Golgi apparatus. Gene Ontology annotation, biological process: protein targeting to membrane; peptidyl-L-cysteine S-palmitoylation. The record is from RefSeq and is a predicted model, not a curated record. Lineage: Eukaryota; Metazoa; Chordata; Testudines; Cheloniidae. Gene Ontology annotation, molecular function: protein-cysteine S-palmitoyltransferase activity.